UCCCCUGAACGCACCAUCGGACGUGGCUUCCUCUGCACUUCCUGCUUCCACACUGAACGACAACAAGAUGCAGUAGUUUAACUGGAUCAAUGACAGUGUUAUCAACGCUCCUCUUUCCACUGACAGCUGAUGUAAAUGUCACAUCUGUGCAGCAGAGGCGUCUGGCAGUGAUCACAGAGUAACCAUGCAGUUCUCUCCCACCAACGGAGACUUUACGUUCGUCUCUUCGACAGAGGCUGAAGAGCUCAGUGGCACCAUCAGUGCCCCGGAUAUUAAAUUAAACGUGGGCAGCGAGAGUGGUAAAGACCCAUAUGCCACCACCUUCCUGAGGCAGCGAGGCUAUGGCUGGCUGCUGGAAGUGGAGGAGGACGACAGUGAAGAGAACAAGCCUCUUCUGGAGGAGCUGGACAUUGACCUGAAGGACAUCUAUUACAAGAUUCGAUGUGUGCUGAUGCCAAUGCCGUCAUUGGGUUAUAACCGGCAGGUGGUCAGAGACAACCCGGACUUCUGGGGCCCUCUAGCCGUGGUGCUGCUCUUCUCUAUGAUCUCCAUCUAUGGACAGUUCAGGGUUGUGUCUUGGAUCAUCACCAUCUGGAUAUUUGGAUCACUAACAAUCUUCCUGCUGGCUCGUGUUCUCGGUGGUGAGGUUUCCUUCGGCCAGGUUCUUGGAGUGAUCGGAUAUUCCCUUCUUCCUCUCAUCGUUAUAGCCCCUCUGCUCUUAGUGAUCGGAGGGUUUGAGGUGGUUUCUACACUAAUCAAACUGUUCGGAGUGUUCUGGGCUGCUUACAGUGCUGCCUCACUGCUUGUCGGAGAUGAAUUUAAAACAAAGAAGCCCCUUCUCAUUUAUCCCAUUCUCCUUUUGUAUAUCUACUUCCUGUCAUUAUAUACUGGUGUGUGACUGGAUGAAUUGAAACUGGACCUUUUCAUGGACACUGACCCUUGGCCAUGGGGGGAGGAGUCAAACUACAGUACGAGGAUUUUUUAAAAAGGUGUUCAUUUCUUUUUUAACUCUAUUAUAUAGUAGAUGGUGGGGAUGUUAGGAGUAAAUAACAUUGUAUAUAGUAGUGUCCCUCAUGUCUUUGGUCAAUAAAAUGCAUAUGCUUUUACAGCUUAAACGUCAGGAUGCAGACUUCUCGUUAAACCACAGGGGAAAAAACAGGGUUGUAUAAUGAUUUAAUGAUUUCUCUUAUGCUCUUGAUCAAACUGAAGAAUGUGGUGCCAAAUAUGUGGUGUUCAUGAUGAAGGAAGAAUUCAAGAGAAGAGACAGCACCACAAAAAAAGAAAGAGAUUGUUAAGCUUAAUGUUCUUCAUUGUUAUGCACUGUGGUGUACUAUGAGAGUCCAUCUAUGCUUUCAUAUUUCACAGACUUGUUUUCCUAAGUUUUGGAUUUUAGCAGCAGAGGAAAGUGAACUGGGGCAAUUAGAGGAAUAUAAACCAUUGUCUGCUAAAUGUGGUGCCAUGUUUCCCCAGCCUUGAGUCUGGUUUGUCAGCCGUUAAAUACAGAGUUAUAAUCACUUGAUCAACAAUUACAGUAAAUUAAUAGUUAUUCGGCACCUAAACAUCUGGUAUUUCCUGUUUGUUUUUUUCACAAUAUAAAGUAAACACAGAUGACUACUGUGCUGUAUAUACCUAAAACUGUAAAUGAGUCAGCAUUUUGCAUUAUGUUUCAAAUGUGGUAUUCAUAUGUGAAGAUUAUCUUGCAAAAUGUACAAAUGUGUACGUAUCAUAAACGUUUGUAUGGCG
This is a messenger RNA of Anoplopoma fimbria (sablefish), 1743 nucleotides long. It is a transcript of the gene yipf4, whose product is annotated as Yip1 domain family, member 4. The transcript is spliced from 6 exons. Gene Ontology annotation, biological process: endoplasmic reticulum to Golgi vesicle-mediated transport; vesicle fusion with Golgi apparatus. The record is from RefSeq and is a predicted model, not a curated record. Gene Ontology annotation, cellular component: trans-Golgi network; membrane. The coding region runs from base 185 to 898 and encodes 237 amino acids. Lineage: Eukaryota; Metazoa; Chordata; Actinopteri; Perciformes; Anoplopomatidae.